Suillus bovinus is the source of this 768-nucleotide messenger RNA. Its product is annotated as OsmC/Ohr family. The coding region runs from base 95 to 610 and encodes 171 amino acids. Gene Ontology annotation, biological process: response to oxidative stress. Lineage: Eukaryota; Fungi; Basidiomycota; Agaricomycetes; Boletales; Suillaceae. The transcript is spliced from 4 exons. The record is from RefSeq and is a predicted model, not a curated record.
AAGCGAUUGCGGGGAGACUCCACGCAAUCUAACUCCCACCCGUAUCUUUCCUUCAGUCACCCAGAAUCUUUUCGAAAGCCAAAGCAGAGCCAGCAUGUUGAACAUUGGUGCACGUAUCGUAAACACAUCUCGUAUGCGGACAAUCCAAGCAACGCGGUCGUACGCGACCAAGGGGGCCGCACCCGUAACCCUCAAGAACCACAAGUAUACUGUCCAUGCUACCGCUGCUGGGCAGGGUCGCAAGGGUGAGGUGAAGUCAUUGGACGGCGACACCCCUUUCUCUCUGCACCUAGCAAUGCCCAAGGCAAUGGGCGGAAAGGGCGAAGGAACGAACCCUGAACAACUUUUUGCCAUGGGGUACGCAUCGUGUUUCCUCGGAGCCCUGCAGAUGAUGGCAGGUAAGACGGGAAAGAAGGAUGCCGCAAGAAACGCCGUGAUCCACACGACCGUGCAUCUCGGAGAGGCGGAAGGGCUUGGGGGUUUCGGGUUGGCUGUGGAUAUAAAGGUCGAGGGCGUGGAAGACGAGGAACUGAUCAAGGCUGGCCAUGAGGCUUGUCCCUACAGUCGUGCACUUAUGCAUGGCGCAGUUGUGAAUGUUUCUAAGGCAUAGGUACACUUUCAGGCUCUAGCCUGAGGAACUGUUUCCAUAGUUUUCCCGUGACUUGUUCGCACGUAUUCUGAUCCUUGAGAACGUUACUGUAUGCUGAGAUAUAGUGCAUGCUAGCCAUAACACCUUGGCGGCUCAAUCAUUAAUCAGUCGGCAUGAUA